AUGCACGUUCCCUCCUCGGUCCUCUGGGCCAUCGGCCUCACGAUUACCUCAGCCUAUGGCUAUGAGUUAAACUUCCACAAAUCUCCCGGUGGCCAAUGUGCUAGUGAGGCCAUCGGUUCCUGGUCCGGCGAUCUAAGCUCGGGAUGUCACAAAGAAUAUGCGGGCGCCGCUCACGAUAUCAGAGUGACACCGGACAGCCAUGAAGGCAGCCAUACUGUGGCCUUCUAUAGCAGCGAUGACUGUAACCCAGAGAACCUGAUCAAGAAGCACCACAUCGGCUGCUCAGCUCCCAAGUACCGCUCGUUCCGGGUCGUCGAACGGGCCACCCAUUUCAAAGUUGGCAACACCAACUCCCCCAGCAGCUUAAUCGCUGCAACUUCAAAAAACCAGAAGCUGCGACGUGAACAGGGUGCCUUCCCUGUCAGUCACGGAGAUGUCUUCGAUCACCACGGCGUCACUCGCAGGUGGCACCAACUCGCCAAGGACACCUUCAGUGGAGUCCCCAUCGAUGAGUGGGAUGACGAAAUCCACACGGCCAGCGACCACGAGCUGAAGAUCGAAUCCUCUCUGACAGAACGCGACAUUGAGGAGAGCUUUCUGUCCCUUCUAAGUGAGCGGGAUCUCGAAGACGGCACCGGCAUGUGCAUGGACACCAUUCAGUGUACGGCGGAUUUGGUAUCGGGUGCGGUCGGGGGCUUGAAAAAAUGGGCUCCUAUAAUUCUAGACAAGGCAGUCGCAGCAGCCAAGGAGAAUGGAGAACCGUUGUGGGACUUCUUGAACAAGCCAUUCAUUACAGCCCUCAUGGGAGGUCCAGUUGGUAUGGCAGGCACCAUCGGUGCUAUGUUCGUCAACAACAAGUACGCGCCUGGACUCGACAAGGAUCAAGCCGGGCAGUGCAUGACGGAGGGAACUGCGCAGGAAUUGAUCAAAGCUUUGGUGGCAAACACCCUCGCGACAAACAAUGUGGCGGCAAUGAUGAGUAGAGUCGAGGGAGACAAGGGAGAGUUGGCGGAUGUCUCAGUGGCUGUCGAUGAGGAUGGAGAGAAGCCCAUUGACUGUGGUGUUACUGGGGAGUAG
Molecule: messenger RNA, 1077 nt
Organism: Penicillium samsonianum
Lineage: Eukaryota; Fungi; Ascomycota; Eurotiomycetes; Eurotiales; Aspergillaceae
Exons: 1
Coding region: 1-1077 (358 amino acids)
Source: RefSeq, a predicted model, not a curated record